Messenger RNA from Setaria italica (foxtail millet), 1070 nucleotides. Its product is annotated as nuclear cap-binding protein subunit 2. The record is from RefSeq and is a predicted model, not a curated record. Gene Ontology annotation, cellular component: nuclear cap binding complex. The coding region runs from base 142 to 870 and encodes 242 amino acids. Lineage: Eukaryota; Viridiplantae; Streptophyta; Magnoliopsida; Poales; Poaceae. Gene Ontology annotation, biological process: mRNA cis splicing, via spliceosome. The transcript has 8 exons. Gene Ontology annotation, molecular function: RNA cap binding.
UCUCCCGUACCUCGUUCCCUUCGGCAAUCGCAAUUUGCAAAUCACAAAAAUUCCCCACCCCGGCCCUUCUUCAGUCGAGCCAAACCCCUGAACAGAGAAGAGCUCGACCUAGCAGGUGCGGCCGCCGCACCGCUCCCCACAAUGGCGUCCCUCUUCAAGGACCCGAGCAAGCUGUCGGCGUACAGGGACCGGCGGUUCAACGGGACGCAGGAGGAGUACGAGGCGGCGCUGCAGGCGUCGACGACGGUGUACAUCGGGAACAUGUCCUUCUACACCACGGAGGAGCAGGCCUACGAGCUCUUCUCCCGCGCCGGCGAGAUCAAGAAGAUCAUCAUGGGGCUCGACAAGAACUCCAAGACCCCCUGCGGCUUCUGCUUCGUGCUGUACUACUCCAGGGAGGAUGCUGAAGAUGCUGUCAAAUAUAUUAGUGGAACAAUGCUUGACGAUCGUCCAAUCCGUGUUGAUUUUGAUUGGGGCUUUGAAGAAGGCAGGCAGUGGGGCCGUGGACGGAGUGGUGGACAAGUCAGAGAUGAGUACCGUACAGAUUAUGAUCCAGGAAGAGGUGGUUAUGGUAAGAUGGUUCAGAAGGAGCUAGAAGCACAAAGAGAAUUAGUUGACUAUGGUGGAGCCUUUCAACCGAAUGCGCCACCUCCAUAUGAGAGAGGUGAACGCAAGAGAGGAUAUGGAGACUCAUACAGGAAUGACAGAGGAGAUUACCAACGGAAACGCAACCGGAAUGAUGAUCGGUCUGCUCCAGAGGGGUCCAGGAGAGCACCUGACUCUGAUCCAGCGGAGAAGAAUCCUAGGUUCCGAGAGAAGGGCGACUCUGAUGAGGAAGACGACGACUACGACAAGAGGCGCCGUCGCUAAACCUGUGGAACGAUUGUUGCUUGUAUGCAGUUGUUCUAGUGCCCAGUUACUUCAGAAUAUUCCUUCUUCUUGGGCCGUUCCUGUCUCGUGCCCUUGUCAUCUGUUAAUCAGCAUUUGCAUAGGUUCUCCAUGGGAUGAUAGUGAUUCUAUGUGAACUGUUUAAUACCGAGACCAAUGGAUUGGAGGCAGUUUUCACAUUA